Messenger RNA from Gymnogyps californianus (California condor), 2252 nucleotides. RefSeq names its product transmembrane channel like 7 (gene TMC7). NCBI's taxonomy places the organism in Eukaryota, Metazoa, Chordata, Aves, Accipitriformes, Cathartidae. The record is from RefSeq and is a predicted model, not a curated record. The coding region runs from base 450 to 1835 and encodes 461 amino acids. Gene Ontology annotation, cellular component: plasma membrane. The transcript is spliced from 14 exons. Gene Ontology annotation, molecular function: mechanosensitive monoatomic ion channel activity.
CCGGGGGCACCCAGGAGCGACGGGCGGCCGCGCAGGGCUCCGCGGGGCUCCGCGCUGCAGAGGCCUGGGGGCCGGAGCCAGAGGGAGGCGAGCCGGCUGGUCGCCCUGCGAGAGAAUACCCCUUGAGUAUCGCGGAGAAGAGGAAAUUAAGGGACUGUCAGCAGGCUAAUAUAAAAUAUUUAUCUGGAUGGAAACAGUGGAAAAGAACUAGCAGUAAAUCAUUGAAAAAAGUCCUCAGUGAAGUCAAGGAGUUGUCAUCUUAUCUGGAGCUUUGGCGACAUGAUAUUCACAGCAUAGAAGAGCCUCACUGCACAGUUUAUGAACCUAGUGGUAAUAAGGGACUUGUUUACUUCUAUACUUACCUCAAAGAUCUGCUCAGUGGCACUGGGUUUCUUGAAGUGACAAGUUUGUUUUAUGGCUAUUACACAAUAGAUGCUACAUGGCUCAGUAUGCUGAGGUACAACUUGCCACUAGCAUAUCUGCUGACUACAUUUGCCUACCUUGCGUUAAGUCUCCUCUGGAUAAUAAAACGGUCUGUGGAAGGAUUUAAGCAGAACUUGGUGCAUGAUGAAGAUCAAUUUCAGAGUUACUGUAACAAAGUCUUUGCAGGCUGGGACUUCUGCAUUACAGAUCCAAACGCAGCACGGCUAAAACAUCGCAGCUUGCAAUAUGAGCUCCAAACAGACUUGGAGGAAGAAAGACUGAAGCGAAAAAUAGCUGACAGGACAAUGAAAGAAAAGCUACGCAUCUACUCUCUGAGAAUGUUUAUAAAUAUAAUUGUCAUUGCUGUUUUAUCAGGAUGUUUCUACUCUAUUUAUAGAGCAACUGUCUUCUCUCAAGAGAACUCCAAUGAUGUCAGCAAUACGAACUUCCAGGCUAAUCUCUUAGUUCAGUAUUUGCCUUCCAUGGUGAUCACAUUGGCCAACUUCAUUGCUCCUCAGAUCUUCUCAUUUCUGAUCAGAUUUGAAGAUUAUUCACCAGCCUUUGAAAUCAGGCUGACACUCAUGAGGUGUGUCUUCGUGCGGUUGGCCAAUAUUGGUGUUCUCUUGUUCUCGCUGUGGAGUCAGAUCUCCUACUGUGCCACCGAGGAGUGUAAGGCCUGUGGAUAUAAUUACGAACUCUAUCCUUGCUGGGAAUCUGAAGUUGGGCAAGAAAUGUAUAAACUGAUGAUAUUUGAUUUUAUUAUAAUUCUUGCUGUGACCCUGUUUGUGGACUUUCCUAGAAAGUUGUUAGUUACUCAUUGCUCUUGCAAGCCAGUUCAGUGGUGUGGAUUGCCGGAAUUUGGAAUUUCUGACAAUGUCCUGGAAAUCAUUUAUGGGCAGACUAUCUGCUGGAUUGGAACCUUCUUUUCACCACUUCUCCCUGCAAUAGCAAUUAUAAAAUACUUCAUCAUCUUUUACAUUAAAAAGAUCAGUUUGAUACACACAUGUAAACCUGCAGCUAGGCCUAUCAGAGCAUCAAGUUCCAACUUUUUCUUCUUGGUGGUGCUGCUGAUUGGGCUCGUCUUGGCUUUUAUUCCUUUGGGAAUCAGCAUAGCACAUAUUCCCUCCUCCAAGGCAUGUGGGCCGUUCAGGAGUUUUAACACUUCAUGGGCAGUUGUUCCAGAUACAAUACUUGGGUUUCCAACAGGUCUGCAGCAGGUUCUUCAUGGCAUAGCAUCUGAAGCCUUUGCAGUGCCUUUUUUUAUGGUCAUUUGCCUCAUUAUGUUCUAUUUUAUUGCCUUGGCUGGAGCACACAAACGAGUGGUUGAGCAGCUGAGGGAACAACUGGUUAUGGAGAGUCGUGACAAGCUGUUCUUAAUCAGAAAGAUAACAGAAGCUCAGAGGCAUCCUUGAAAACCACAAGAAGGCAGAAGAACGUGACUUCCUGGAACUCCCAGAACCACUAGAUAAGAGUAGAAGCAUCUGCAGCACCUAAAAACUGAGCAGCUGACUGGCACCCUGGCACUGCGGUCUAUGCAACGGAUGCUCACGGUCCUAGUCUUGAUUAUGCUAGUGGGCCUUAAAGUUUCCAAGACUGGAAAUUUAGCUAAUUUAUACUGUGUUAGACCUGUCCAAAAAAUUGUAUGGUAGGACACUUUAUUGCUGCUACAAUUUCAGGGUUGUUGGGGUUUGUUAAGUCCCUGUUUUUUCAGGGGUUUUGGGUAAAAUGUGAUCAGAACCGAAACUCUGUUUAAGAACUUUAUACUGUUUUUACAAAUUAUGCUUUAAGAAUCGGGAGGGAGGGGAGAGGGGUCGUUUUACAUGUUUCCA